This is a messenger RNA of Chelmon rostratus (copperband butterflyfish), 2944 nucleotides long. RefSeq names its product solute carrier family 44 member 4 (gene slc44a4). Gene Ontology annotation, biological process: choline transport; thiamine pyrophosphate transmembrane transport. NCBI's taxonomy places the organism in Eukaryota, Metazoa, Chordata, Actinopteri, Chaetodontiformes, Chaetodontidae. The record is from RefSeq and is a predicted model, not a curated record. Gene Ontology annotation, cellular component: plasma membrane. Gene Ontology annotation, molecular function: thiamine pyrophosphate transmembrane transporter activity. The coding region runs from base 149 to 2326 and encodes 725 amino acids. The transcript is spliced from 23 exons.
UGAACUUAGUUACGGUGCGCGUUCAGACGCGGCAGAGCUCCUUUAAACCUGGUUUUAGCCGUUUGCUUGUACAGUUUUAGAAUCACUUCAAGUAGAGGAAGUUGUGUUUUAGAAGUUAAGGACGAAAAAGUGGAGGUUGAGGCGUAAAAUGGGCAAGAAACAAGAGACAAAUCCGGACUCCGAGUACGGAGAACCUGCUCAGUUUGAUCCAACAUUCAAAGGACCCAUAAAGAAAAGAGGGUGCACUGAUAUAAUCUGCUGUGUCCUGUUUAUGGUCGUCAUCCUUGGCUACUUAGCAGUUGGGAUUUUAGCUUGGCUCUAUGGAGAUCCUAGACAUGUUCUUUAUCCAAGAAACUCAACUGGAUGGUUCUGUGGCAUCGGACCAAAUGAAGGCCUACCCAGUGUGCUUUACUAUGACGUUCUCAAAUGUGCCUCAUCUGUUAAUGUUAUGGCAACUGCUCUUAAUGGCUUUCAGUGUCCAACCACACAGGUGUGCGUGGAAACCUGCCCUGAUGAUUUCUGGGCUGUGGGAAUAGGCAGUUUUCGAAAUGGAAAGCCUGCAAAUGUUUUCAAUCAAAGCCUCUGUGUGCCAUCCAUAAACCUGCAAACAACGAAUCUGAGUGUUCAAGAAAUUGUGGACAAGGAGCUGUGUCCUUUCUUCUACGUACCCACAACCUCUGUGCUGGGGAGAUGUUUGCCUGAUGUCACAAGACUGGCCGGGAUCCCUGAAUAUUUUUCCGAUGUUCCAGGCUUACCCCCGUCAAUCAAUGACACAGCCAACAUCAUCAAGAAUGGCACUGACACAGGGGACAUUGUGAAUGGCUUCAACGCCAGAGAGAUCGGCAUCCAAAUCUUUGAGGAUUUUGCAUCCGCCUGGCCAUGGAUCCUCGUUGGUCUGUUAAUAGCCAUGGUGGUCAGUAUGCUGUUCCUGCUGCUGUUGAGGUUCACUGCUCCAGUCAUGGUGUGGGUGCUCAUCGUCGGAGUCCUGGGUGCUGGGGCAUAUGGGAUUUGGCACUGCUACUGGGAGUAUGACAACCACAAGCAAGCCUCUGCUACCAUAUCUGACAUUGGUUUCACCACCAACUUCAAGGCUUACCUGCAAGUCCAAGAGACCUGGCUGGCCUUCUUAAUAAUCAUAUCUGUGGUGGAGGGGAUCAUUCUCCUGACCGUCAUCUUCCUGCGGACCAGAAUCCUCAUAGCCGUCGCCCUCAUCCAGGAGUCCAGCAAGGCGAUCAGUCACAUGAUGUCCUCUCUGCUGUACCCUCUGGUCACCUUUGUUCUCCUGGUGGUGUGUGUUGCUUACUGGGGUACCACUGCUUUAUAUUUGGCCACUUCAGGAAACCCGAUCUACAGAGUGGUGGCUCUCAACUCCACUGCCAGCGACUGCAAGAGCAUCAAUGGCUCUGUGGACUGUGACCCUCAGGACUUCAACUCAUCAGAAUACUCAAGCUGCCCCUUAGCCAGCUGCAUCUUCAUCAAAUACAACGACGAGGGUCUCUUCCAGAGGAACCUCUUCAACCUGCAGAUCUACAACGUUGUGGCUUUCCUCUGGUGCGUGAACUUCGUCAUCGCCUUGGGGCAGUGCACGCUGGCGGGGGCCUUCGCCUCCUACUACUGGGCCUUCACCAAGCCAGACGACAUCCCCAUGUUUCCCCUCUCUGCGAGCUUCAUACGCUCACUCAGGUACCAUGUGGGCUCCUUGGCAUUUGGAGCUUUGAUCCUGACCCUGGUGCAGCUAGUGAGGAUCAUUCUGGAGUAUAUCGACCACAAAACAAGAGCGGCGCAGAAUCCAUGUGCUCGGUUCUUAUUAUGCUGCUUGAAGUGCUGCUUCUGGUGUCUGGAGAAGUUCAUCAAGUUCCUCAACAGGAACGCUUACAUCAUGAUUGCCAUUUACGGGAAAAACUUCUGCGUCUCGGCCAAAAAUGCUUUCUUGCUGCUCAUGAGGAAUGUAGUAAGAGUGGUGGUGCUCGAUAAAGUGACAGACCUCCUCUUGUUCUUUGGGAAGCUCCUGGUGGUCGGAGGAGUUGGCAUAUUGUCCUUCUUUUUCUUCUCUGGUCGAAUACUGCUACCAGGCACCACCUUCCGCUCCGAAGCCCUCAACUACUACUGGAUGCCAAUCAUUACGGUGGUGUUCGGCAGCUACCUCAUCGCUCAUGGAUUCUUCAGUGUGUACAACAUGUGUGUCGACACGCUCUUCCUCUGCUUCUUGGAGGACUUGGAGCGCAAUGACGGAUCUCUACAGAAGCCAUACUUUAUGUCCAAAAACCUGAUGAAAAUCCUCAACAAAUCCAACAAAGCACCAAGAAGAGAUAGAGGGACGGACUGAAGGUCCUUUUACCUCUCAGCUCAUAAACCUGCGCAAACACUGAGUCACAGGUUUUUAGGAUAUCUUUAUUUGCAUCUUUUUCCAGAAGAAGUUUACCAAAACAAUUUUGCUGAUUUUGCACUUUUUAAAUAUAUUUUUUUUUUAUUUUGUGUAUGUGCAUAUGUAGUAUUAAUGACUGUACACAUGGAAGGACUGCGCAUGUGAGUCCAGAUUUGCAUCCUACAUGACACGUUUCUACGUUUGUUAAAAUGUUUGAUUUAGCUCAUACCGGCUGUUUUCUUUCUGUUCAUACGGCUCGGCAUUAACGCUGCACAACAUUUCUGUUUCGGAGUUUUAGACUGAUUUAACACGUGACACCUAAUCCAGUUGAAUGACUUUUAAUGCAUGUGAAGAUUAAGGUUUCUUUUCUAUUUUAGCUGAGAAUCUUUUGUAGAGGACUCCUAUAAUGUGAUUUCUUCAGAGGGAACAAAACAAAUUGCAACAAUUGCAAAAUAAAUAUUCUUAAACGUCAUAUUUUUAGAUAUUAUUUGUAUAAAAAAGGUUGUUUUAUAACUAAACAUUUUUAUGACCACAUUGUUGAUUAUAUUGAAUAUAAUGUAAUAAAGUUUUAAAUGUGAC